Trematomus bernacchii (emerald rockcod) is the source of this 4144-nucleotide messenger RNA. It is a transcript of the gene ablim2, whose product is annotated as actin binding LIM protein family, member 2. The record is from RefSeq and is a predicted model, not a curated record. The transcript has 23 exons. Gene Ontology annotation, molecular function: actin filament binding. Lineage: Eukaryota; Metazoa; Chordata; Actinopteri; Perciformes; Nototheniidae. Bases 492 to 2408 code for a protein of 638 amino acids. Gene Ontology annotation, biological process: lamellipodium assembly; cytoskeleton organization. Gene Ontology annotation, cellular component: actin cytoskeleton.
CGUGCCCACACCCAGCUCAGAGAGCCGCACACUGCAGUGUCUGCGGGACUUUGUCUUCUCAGUGCGGCUGCUUCGGGAGCUUUCUGCGGCAUAACAGCAAGGGACAGCCCCUCUGCACCCCCCUCUGCACCGCCCUCUGCACCCCCCCAGCGGGUCCUCCGCUGUGUGGCUCUGCCCCCUGCGGUCCUCCUGUCAGUGGCAACGGCGUACUGAGCAGCAUCUCCCGGAGAACACUGGCACCAUGAGCAGCACUGUAUUCAAGCAGCAGGUCCACAGCCCUCUGGAGCAGCCCAAGAAACAGAAGCCUGGAGGGGGGGGGGCCCGUCCCCUGUCAGAACUGUGGCAAGCCCUGCAAAGGAGAGGCUCUGCGGGUCCAGAACAAACACUUCCACAUCAAGUGCUUCGCCUGUAAAGUAUGUGGAGCUGAGUUGGCCCAGGGAGGCUUCUUCGUGCGUCAGGGGGAGUACAUCUGUACUCUGGACUACCAGCGAAUGUAUGGGACUCGCUGCUUCAGCUGCCAGGACUUCAUUGAGGGGGAGGUGGUGUCCGCGCUGGGGAAGACCUACCACCCCCGCUGCUUCGUCUGCGCCUCCUGCAAACAGCCGUUCCCCGCCGGCGACAGAGUGACAUUUAACGGGAAGGAGUGUAUCUGCCAGAAGUGUACCGAGCCCCUCCCUGCCAGCAGCCCAGCACCCAUCCAGGCCGUCCACAAUUGCUGCGGCUGUGGGAAGGAGUUUAAGAACGAACAGUCUCUGGUGGCACUGGACAAGCACUGGCACCUCGGCUGCUUCAAAUGCAAAGUGUGCAACAAGGUGCUCAAUGCUGAGUACAUCAGCAAGGAUGGAAUCCCUUUCUGUGAGAUGGACUACCACGCCAUGUUUGGCAUCCAGUGUGAGAGCUGCAAGAACUACAUCACCGGAAAAGUCCUGGAGGCUGGAGAGAAGCACUACCACCCCUCAUGUGCCCGCUGUGCCCGCUGUGAGCAGAUGUUUGCAGAGGGAGAAGAAAUGUACCUGCAAGGCUCCUCCAUAUGGCACCCCCCAUGCAGACAAGCAGCCAAGCAGGAGGAGAAGAGCAAGAAGCAGGUCCGGAUCCAGCUCACUGAAGUCCCUGAGCAGCAGGUGACCCGGACCUCCUCUGAGAGCAUCACCUCGGUCCCAGCCUCCAGCGCCUCAGGCUCCCCCAGCAGAGUCAUCUAUGCCAAACUCGGAGAGGAGAUGCUGGACUACAAGGACCUGGCAGCCCUCCCAAAGACCAAGGCCAUCUACAACAUCGACCGGCCAGACAUGCUGUCCUACUCUCCGUAUGUCAGCUUCCCGUCUGAGGAGAAGCACUACGGAGAGUCCCCACAGCUGCUUCCUUCUACCCCUUCUGAGGGCGAUGGGGAGAAGUCCCCCCGUCAGCGGAGGCCCUCCAGCCCCAGCUCCAACAGCUCUCUGGGGGGCUACGGACGCUACACCCCGUGCCGCUCCCCCCAGAACUACAGCCGUCCAGGGCCAGAGGUAAGCCUUGGGGGUAGACCCAGCAGCCAGGCCCGAGACUCCAGCUCUCUCCCCCUGCCUCCAACCCUCAUGGGGGCCGUUAGGUGCCCCUCCACUGUGGCCAGGGACUCACCUUCUGUCCCUGCUCACUGUCCUGCUGGGGCUGAAGAGCGUGGGGGUGGUGGUGGCAAGUUGUCGCCCACACCAGUAGUGGGCAGUGCAGGCUUGUCCUAUCACCUGAACCCCACCACCCUGGCCAUGCUGCAGCAGCACAACUACAUCCCUUACAUCAGAGGCAGUGAGAGUGGGCGGAGCACCCCCAGCUUAUCCACCUAUUCUGAUGGCAAAUCCCCUUCCUCUACCUCGACAUAUGUGGCUGCUCCGCGGCAUUUCCACGUUCCAGAGACUCUGGUCAAAGAUAAUAUCUAUAGAAAACCCCCCAUCUACAAACAGCAUGCUUCUAGAACAUCCUGGCAGGAUGGGGAGGAUAGUAAGAGGACCAGUUGGAUGAUUUUAAAGAGUGAGAUAGAUGGCCAGAUGGGCCCCGAGGAGCUGGACCCCUGCAAGUCCACCUGCAGCCUGCCCACCGACACCUCGCAGCCCAAUUUCCCCUACAAUAAGACUGCAUCAUUACCUGGCUAUGGGAGGAAUGGCAUCUACAAGGCUGCUGAGAUGAUGGAUGAUGAAGUGGACCCAGACUCCCAAAGCUGGGGAGGCAUGAGAGAAUACAAGAUCUACCCUUAUGAAGUUCUGGCAGUGACGCAUAGAGUGAAAGUGAAGCUUCCCAGGGACGUGGACCGCACCAGACUGGAGAGACAUCUAUCUCCUGAGGACUUCCAACAGGUUUUCUGCAUGACCCUGCAGCAGUUUGACCGCCUGGCCCUCUGGAAGAAGACCGAUCUGAAGAAGAAGGCACGUCUCUUUUAGAAAAAAGAAAAGUGUCUCAAGAAGCAUCCGUCCUGUGUUCCACAAAACCGAAAAAUAAACGCAACCCAUUUGAAAUAUCUAUAUAUGCACCGCCGUGAUACCCCUACUUUCCACCUGUCAAACGCCAUGCCAUCUGCCUGAUGCCGGAGAGGAAGCUGUUCCCUGUGGAACCUUUCACCAUGUUAAAGCAGCAUCUGAAAACGUUUGUAUGCAAUGUGCUCCGAAUGUUUGACUGACAACUCUACAGAUGAGGAUGAGGAGCUGCGUUUGCAUGGCCUGUGUUGAUGCUCCUCGUCUGCAUCCCCCCCCAUCUCCAUGCUUUCAAACACCAUGGCCAAAUAUACGCAUUCAGAAUAAUUCUGGUGCCGGACUAUCCCCAGCUUCAUGUGUUUCUGAGUGUCUUAUGUGCAGCUUCUUAUACUCUGUCAGUCCUGACAUUUGUAUGUUUUUUUAUCAGCAACUAGUUUGUUUCAUCAUCUGUCUCUACAUAACAUUGUUUUGCUUCUCUCAUUUUUCUCUCUUGCUGUCUCUCCAUUAUUUAAAAUGUUCCUUCAUCAAGUCAUUUAAUUGUAACCGUUACUUUAAGGCAGUAAGGCGACCGCAGACUUGAAGAACAAAGAUGAGAAUAAGAAAAACGUCAGUUUCUGUGAUCUCUUUCUUCAAAAACGGUCAAAAAGCACCUUAUCAUACACUGUGUUCCUCGCUGGGGAGUUUUGAUAUGUGUUCCCUUAUCUUACGCAAGCAUCCUGUAAAUCAGCACUGAUAGGAGAGCCGAGGCUGGAUAGGGGCGUGACAUGGCAGUAAAUCACAGAUAGAGAGGGGGGUGUCAAAAAGGAGGAGGCCAAAGGAAGAGCCCUGAAGAAAACAUGUAUCACAGUUUCAGGGUGUGCAGAGGUGUCAACAAACAAAUGAAAAUAUUUUUUAUAAGCUAUUGUUGACUUCUGGAAAGUAUCAUUCAACAGUCAUGAGACACAGCUGAAAGAAAUCAUGAUUUUGUUACAUGGGGAAAAAAAGCCCAUGCUGACUUCUUUGUGUGCUGCUUCACAGACCUGCAGCAGCACUUCUGCAUUAUAGGUGGGGAUUUGCUUGAUUUAACUCAAAGCUCUAGCUGUGUUAUAUCUUCCUCAGAUAGAUAUUUACCUCCUGUAUAUGUUUGUUGUUUGUUUGGAAGCUUUGUUGCAUACAGUAAAAGCUCCACAUUUAAGCUGAAGUCCAUAAGCUUUGCUUGAUGAUUUCUGGACUAUAAAACUCGCCAACGUACAUACUGCAAGAUGUAUCUGAACAUAUACUGGACAUAUACCAGACAUAUUUUCCAUAUUUGUCACCUAACAAGCCAAGGUGUAUAACUCUUCAGGCAUGCAUGAGGGUUGGAAAACGGGGUUUGUCCACUGAUCGCAGAUAACAUAUGUAUGAAAACAUUAUCAAUGUGUUUUGAGUGAUUGAUUAUUUAAAUUGCAUUAACUGAAAUGCCCCGGUCAGCUGCUUACAUUAGCCUAUAUUAUGUAUUUAUUUAAUUGCAUUAGGAAAGGAUUUUAUUUUUGAAAUCUUAAGGGUGUAGUGUAGAAUGAAUAGCAUCCCGGAGAAGAAUGCUUUUGAAAAGAAACAUAUCAACUUUUGAGUUUAAUCUGAGUGUCAAAUCAUUUUUGCUCCUGUAAGUUACACACUAACUGUUGUCAUUACUGUCAUGACCUCUUUCUAACAUUCAUCUGCUAUUAAAGUGUGUUAUCCAAACUACA